AUGGAGGGACUUUUCACAUUGCUCAUCUUGAGCAUUGUGAUGGCAAUUACAUCCUUCGUCGUCGGCUCAUUACCACUGGCCUUCAAGCUUUCUCCUUCCCAGUUGCGACUAAUCUCCUCCAUUGGCAUGGGGGUUUUGGUUGGGACAUCCUUGAUUGUAAUUAUACCAGAGGGCGUGGAGACUCUUUACAGCGCGGAUGCGACUAUUCAACGCAGAGACCUUAGCCGCCGCUCAGUCUCUUUCCCGGGUUCGCAGCAACAACCAAUCAUUCCUGUCAUCACAACGACCUCUUCCAACCCGGACGGGGAAGAAAACAACUGGCAUGGAGCACUUGGCUCCCCCGUCAAAACUACCAUACAUGUUACACGCAAUCUGCCGGUCGAGCUGCAGGAACGAAAGGAGGAGACGUCAGGUGAAGGGUCGGAGGAUAAGCACAAUGAAAAUAGCUCCCCGCAUGCUUGGAUUGGUAUUGCUCUUAUCAGUGGCUUCAUUCUGAUGUAUUUGAUCGACAAAAUCCCCGAGUUUGCGACCCCGCCUAAACCACCGAGAGCACCUUAUCAUAUUUCUUUAGACAACCUGGGCUCUGGACUGCGUCGAAACUCGUCACCCUCUCGGGAAGGUGGACUUUUGGAUGCCGCCAACAUCCCUCGCAGCAGUCACAGCUUUGCAACAACUACAGGGCUCGUGAUCCAUGCGGCCGCGGACGGGAUCGCCCUAGGAGCAUCAAGUUCCGACACGGGCUUAAGUUUUAUUAUUUUCUUGGCCAUCAUGGUCCAUAAGGCCCCAGCAUCUUUCGGGCUUACAUCGAUUUUGCUUAAACAGGGCCUAUCUAGUCGUGCUGCGAGAGCCCAUCUGUUGAUAUUUAGUCUAGCGGCCCCGGUAGGGGCUCUGGCGACUUUCUUAUUUGUGCAUCUAUUGGGAUCGGGAUCCAGCCCCGACGAAACAGGUGCUCGUUGGCGGACGGGGGUGCUGCUUCUGUUUUCAGCCGGUACCUUUUUGUACGUGGCGAUGCACACCAUGCAGGAGCAUGGCCCCACUGCACGAGAGCCGCCGGUCAAUGGCUACGGAGACCCUCGAGACAUCCCAUCGAAAUCCGACAAGUCGAUGAGGGACUUGGUUGCUUCUGUAGUGGGCAUGGUGUUGCCGCUGUUUCUCCAAAUCGGGCAUGCCCACUAA
Molecule: messenger RNA, 1176 nt
Organism: Aspergillus ochraceoroseus IBT 24754
Lineage: Eukaryota; Fungi; Ascomycota; Eurotiomycetes; Eurotiales; Aspergillaceae
Product: Mn(2+) transporter ATX2
Exons: 3
Coding region: 1-1176 (391 amino acids)
Biological process (GO): zinc ion transport; transmembrane transport
Cellular component (GO): membrane
Molecular function (GO): metal ion transmembrane transporter activity
Source: RefSeq, a predicted model, not a curated record